AUGCCCCUCCUCCGAUCUUCUUCAGAGUCUCCGACAGUAACCGGAACUCCGACGUGCGGUCACGGUAAGAGUAAGCCAUCGGAGACACGUCCGUUCACCAUUGGGCUAAUAUUUCACACCGAGGCCCAAUCUGUGACUCAUUUCAGAUCUCCUUUUCUUUACAGCGCGCCGCACCACAGCCUCCUCAACGUGGCCGACCACCGUUCUUCUUCUUCAUCCUCCUCAGCAGCAAUGGCGGGAAAAUUGGCAAAAGCAGCUUAUGAUGCAAAGAUGUCGAAGCUUCUGAGAGAGUACAGUCAAGUACUGGUGAUUUCUUCGGACAAUGUGGGUUCCAACCAGUUUCAGGGCAUAAGGAGGGGACUCCAUGCCGAUUCAGUGGUGGUGAUGGGAAAGAACUCCAUGAUGAAACGUUCUAUCAUCUUGGAUGCUGAGAAGACAGGCAACAAGUCCUUCCUUAACCUUGUCCCCCUUCUUGUGGGAAAUGUGGCAUUAAUUUUCACCAAAGGUGACUUGAGAGAGGUUAGCGAACAGAUUGCCAAGCACAAGGUUGUUCAACCUAUUCUAAUGUGCCCCAAGUAUACGUCAUAUGACACAUAUCACAAUUGUUCCUAUAUGCAAUCCGGACAGAUACCUUUGGGUCUCACGUGUUGUAAUCCGCAGUCUUCGCAGGUUUCUGAGCCUUUUCUUGUAUGCUCAAAAUUCAUGCCACACCAACAUUGUUUCUUGAUGAGAUCAAGACAGUUCUUGAUGACGAGUAUAUGGUCUCCUCUUCUUCUUUUGGCUGGCAACUUGUAA
Molecule: messenger RNA, 795 nt
Organism: Sphenostylis stenocarpa
Lineage: Eukaryota; Viridiplantae; Streptophyta; Magnoliopsida; Fabales; Fabaceae
Source: the annotation of a GenBank genome assembly